This is a messenger RNA of Caenorhabditis remanei, 558 nucleotides long. RefSeq lists its product as uncharacterized. The transcript is spliced from 3 exons. Bases 1 to 558 code for a protein of 185 amino acids. The record is from RefSeq and is a predicted model, not a curated record. NCBI's taxonomy places the organism in Eukaryota, Metazoa, Nematoda, Chromadorea, Rhabditida, Rhabditidae.
AUGAAAGUUCAAAGAAUAUCUCAUAUUAUUAUUGGACUUUUUGGUAUGAUUUUAUCGGUUUGGAUGAUGAUUGGAUGUGUUGUUUCGUGGGAAUUCGACUUCUACCGCACUAUUGCUGGAUGCAUAUUCAUGUUAUGUAUCUGUUCACUCACAUUAUUCUAUCUCGUUUUUUCAAAUUUCGGGAAUGAUUACUACAUUAGUCUUCCUCGUGCAAGGCAGUCGUUCUCUGGAAUUAAAUUGUACGUUGUCAUGUUUGGACUUUUCCAUUUAAUGGUCGGAAUCGCCGUUGUUAGUCUUACUAGAGCCUGGCCCUUCUGCCUCCUUCUUUUAGCAUCAUCAUUCGUUUUCUGUGCUGAUGCAUAUUCGUGUCUGUUCACUGACACAUACAUCUUCUAUGAUCAGCGUCCAUUGAUGAACAACGAAGAGAAUUCAGACAAUGAAAUCGUUUGCCACGUAGUUGUCAGAAGAAUGUACGAGAAAAUGAAGAACACAGAAGAUUUGCCGAAGAUAUUCAAAUUUGAUGAUGAGGUGGAGGAUUAUUUGUAUUUGAAGGCGUGA